AAAAAAUAUCCAAAGGACGGCUCGAUUCGCCGCACGAACUCCGAGGCGCACGAGCAAAUGCGCGGCCUCGCCGCCGCCGCCGCCUCCUCCUCCUCGCCGCGCCGGCCUUCGAGCGAGGGCCACCGCCGUGCCCGCCUGUAGUCCGGCGUGAGCCGAGGUCUGCGAGCUCCUCCCGUUGUCCCCCGGGAGGGGGUGGGGGGGAGGGGGUGGGGAGGGGCGGGGCUAAGCUGCUUUGCCCCGCGCAGACGAAGGGCGGGAUGAAGGGCGGCCAGGCGGGCGGCGCGACCCCGGCGAAGAGGCGCUGGAGGAGCGUGGCAGCCGCGAGCGCCGCGCUUGCGCUGCUGUUCCUCUCCGUCGGCGUGCCGCUCGCCGUGCUGCUCGGCCUCCACCAGCGCUUCCCGUCCAUGUAUUUGGCCGACGAGGGCGCCGUGUCGGUGUUUGGAGGCCGUGAGGGUGGUAGCUGGAAGCUGAACACCUCGCAGGAAAAUGACAGGUUGCCAUUCAACGACAUGAACAAAUUUCCACCAUUAAUUGAAAAGGACUUGAGUAAAACAAAUACCAGUAAUUCUGAGGCAGAGAGCAAUUGGAUCAACAGUCAACCAAAUAUUGACAAACCAAUUAGCAAUACCUCAAUCCAUCCAGACCUUAUCGAGCAAGUCGUGAUUUUUGACGAUUCACCAUUAUUGAAUAUUACUGAUGCUGAUCAUAAGGAGAAUUUUGAACAAGGUUUACCUGGUGAUGAGAGUAUAAAAUCCUGCCAGCUAGAAUUGGGAAGCUAUUGUGUUUGGUCUGUAGAACGCAAGGAAUUAAUGAAAGAUUCUAUAGUGAAGAGACUUAAAGAUCAGCUCUUUGUUGCAAGAGCUUACUAUCCAAGCAUUGCAAAACUUGAGGGGAUGGAAAAACUUUCACAGGAAAUGAAGCAAAGUAUCCAAGAGCAUGAGCACAUACUCAGUGAAGCCAUAUGUGAUGCUGAUCUUCCUAAACUUCAUGGAGUCAAUAUGGCAAAGAUGGCAAAGACAAUAGCUGCAGCAAAAUCAUCUCCAACAGAAUGCACUACCUUUGAGAAAAAGCUGAGGCAAUUGCUUGAUAUGACUGAGGAUGAAGCUCAUUUUCAUGCAAGACAAGGUGCAUAUCUUUACAGGCUUGGAGUUCAGACAUUGCCUAAGACCCUCCAUUGCCUUUCGAUGAGAUUGACAGUAGACUACUUUAAGUCGUUUGCUGACAUGGAGCACUCUGAUACGCAAAAGCUUGAAAAUCCAGUUCUCCAGCACUAUGUUAUUUUCUCUACUAACCUUCUUGCAUCUUCCAUGACUGUCAACUCGACUGUGAUAAAUUCUGAGGAAUCAGCAAAUAUGGUUUUUCAUGUUAUUACUGAUGCACAGAACUUUUUUGCAUUUAAGAAUUGGUUCAUCAGAAAUUCUUACAAGGAUGCUACUGUCAAUGUUCUUAAUUUUGAAGAUUUCCAAGCAACACAUUUUGAUAAUAGGAGAGUUGAACACUUAUCACCAUCUGAGGAGUUCCGGAUCACAUACCGUAGCAAUACCCGAAAGCGGGACACCGGGAUGAGAACUGAAUAUAUUUCAGUGUUUGGGCACUCCCUUUUCUUACUUCCUGAACUGUUUAGCAAUCUUAAACGUGUAAUUGUUUUGGAAGAUGAUACUAUAGUCCAGAGAGACUUGUCACUUAUAUGGAAUCUUGAUUUGGAAGGAAAAGUGAUUGGUGCUGUACAGUCUUGUCGAGUUAGAUUAUGGCAUCUCAAACCAUACUUGGUUGAAUUCCCAUAUGAUGCUAGUUCAUGUAUCUGGAUGUCUGGAGUGAGUGUUAUUGAUCUCAGUAAAUGGAGGGAGCAUGAUGUGACUGGGGUUCAUAAUCAAGUACUACAAAAGCUGCAGCAUGGCACUGAAGCGUCAUGGAGAGCUGCAGUGCUACCUGCAGGCCUUCUUGCUUUUCAAAAUCUGGUCCAUCCUAUUGAAGCACAGUGGAUCCAGUCUGGUCUUGGUCAUGACUAUGGAGUUAAUCAUGGUGCUAUAAAGAAAGCUGGCAUAUUGCACUACAAUGGCAACAUGAAACCUUGGUUAGAACUCGGCAUACCACGAUACAGGAAAUAUUGGAAAAGGUACCUGCCAAGGGAUGAUCCAUUUAUGAUAGAUUGCAAUGUGAAUCCAUGAAUAAGGCAAUUUUGUUUGUCCUGGAGUUUGGAAGUUCAUGGGCUAUGAAUGGCACCACCUUGUGCAAUAUGGGAAGAGUUUGUAACUGUAUGAACGGAAGAGGCGGGAGAUUUGAUGAGAGGAGAGAUGCUUCAGUGAGCGCCGCACCAACUAACGAGGGUUUUUCAGGAUGUUGUUGAGAUACCAAGAGAAUUGAUCUUUUUGCAAACUGGCUUUAUACCGUAGUUUGUUACAUUUGUUCUUUGAAUCAAUGUACAGUAAGGACUGGGCAGAGGUGCUGAUUUCUACACCAGCAUCACAGCAUGGUGGAGGAUGUUGUAGUUUAGAAGAGCCUUUUGGGCUUGUAGAUUCACUAGAUUAGGUUCUUGGGGAAUUGACCAAUUGUUUUUUCCUGCAUAUAUUCUAUGCUCGUUUUGUUGAAACCAUGCUUUCAAUUUGUUGACGCCGUUGAUACUGAUUGCACCUGUAGUCAUGCAAUGGAAAGAUUUGUCGUCUCUCUCCAAAUGCACAUGUGAU
Oryza brachyantha (malo sina) is the source of this 2684-nucleotide messenger RNA. Its product is annotated as probable galacturonosyltransferase 7. The record is from RefSeq and is a predicted model, not a curated record. Bases 258 to 2168 code for a protein of 636 amino acids. NCBI's taxonomy places the organism in Eukaryota, Viridiplantae, Streptophyta, Magnoliopsida, Poales, Poaceae. The transcript is spliced from 10 exons. Gene Ontology annotation, molecular function: polygalacturonate 4-alpha-galacturonosyltransferase activity.